Molecule: messenger RNA, 309 nt
Organism: Thlaspi arvense
Lineage: Eukaryota; Viridiplantae; Streptophyta; Magnoliopsida; Brassicales; Brassicaceae
Source: the annotation of a GenBank genome assembly
AUGUCGAACAAGAUCCAUGAAAGGAGCAUUGAGAUGGAAGAGGAAGGCUCUAAAAAGGAGACUAAAAAGAUUCAAGAACUUCCGAAGGAGAUCAAGAAGAUUUUGAAGGAUAUAUGGAAAGUUGGAAAAGACGAUCCACGAAGAGUGAAACAUGCUUUAAAAGUAGGAGUUUCUUUAACACUUGUGUCCUUGUUGUAUCUCCUGGAACCUCUCUUCAAAGGCAUUGGAAAUAGUGCAAUAUGGGCAGUCAUGACCGUUGUCGUCGUUCUCGAGUUUUCUGCCGGUAACUAUAGCAUUUUUCUUUAUUAA